Messenger RNA from Pelagomonas calceolata, 1473 nucleotides. The record is from the annotation of a GenBank genome assembly. NCBI's taxonomy places the organism in Eukaryota, Pelagophyceae, Pelagomonadales, Pelagomonadaceae.
CAAGAGUUCGACUGUCACACAGUGGACUUGCUUGCAGCGCUCGCAAGCCAUUCGCAAACAACAGAGGCGGCUGCCCGUCCUCCUCGCUCGCUCGGCUCGCUCGCUCGCACGGAAGGGCAGCCCUUUGCAAAGGAAGCGCUCGCAAGAGCAGCCUCACCGACCUCGACCGAUCGAUUACUCUCGUGAACAACCAUGUUCUUCGGCGGCAUGCCCGGCGGCGGCUUCCCCGGCAUGCCCCAGAAGCGCGAGCCCGCCGACACGACGAAGCUGUACGAGACGCUAGGAAUCGAGAAGUCGUCGACGGCGGCGCAGAUCAAAAAAGCCUAUAGGAAAAAGGCGUUGAGGAUGCACCCGGACAAGGGCGGCGACCCCGAAGAAUUUAAAAAAUUACAAGCGGCCUACGACGUCCUGUCUGACGAAGAUAAACGGAAAACGUAUGAUAAGUAUGGCCUCGAAGGAUUGGAGGAAGGCGGCGGUCCGGGAGGAGGCAUGGGCGACAUCUUCGACUUGUUCGGGGGCGGGCGACGAAGAAAUGGCAAGCGGAAGGUGGAACCCCUGGUCUUCACAGUGAAAGCUUCGCUAGAACACCUGUACUGCGGCAAGACCGUCAAGCUCGCCUAUAAACGAGAUGCGUUGGUGGGCGAACCGCGGAAGUGCGCGACGUGUGGCGGCACUGGAAUAACAGUCCAAAACGUGCAGAUCGCGCCUGGGAUGGUUACGAGGGCGCAAGCGCAGUGCUCGCAGUGUAAUGGCGGCUACCGCGCUCAGAUGAAGAAGGAGCGCUGCGAAGUUGAAGUCAGAAUAGACAAGGGCGCCGCCGACAAGUCGAAGAUCAAGCUCAAAGAUAAAGGCUCGGAAGCGGCUGGGGCGGAACAGGGCGAUGUGCAUUUUGUGAUUCAGCAGAAGCCCCAUUCCCUGUAUAAGCGACACGGGGCUGAUUUGUUGAUUAGGAAGGACAUUGGCCUCGUGGAGGCCUUGACAGGGUUCAAAUUUGUCGUGCCCACGCUAGAUGGUCGAAAGUUGAGCGUACAAGCGAAGCCGGGCCAGAUCAUCCGGCCCGAGGUGCGGUCAGGCGUGCCCUACGUCAUGUGCGUCGACGGCGAGGGCAUGCCGAAGUACGGGAACCCUUUUGAUAAAGGGAGGCUGUUUGUUCUAUUCCACAUCGCCUUUCCGACGGACGGUUCCUUAUCAUCACAAGCAGUAGCGUAUCUAAAGAAAGCUUUGCCUGCGCCCUUGGACCAUCCCGUCGUCGGCGCGGAUGCCGAGGCUCUGAAGAAGCUGGCCGAGAAGAACGAAUCGGUGAGGGAACUGCUCGGCCACGAGGCCGAGGAGGCCUUCCUGACGCGUGUCGAGGGCGGCAUGGACGAUUUUGGAAGGGGCGCGGGCGCCGAUGGUGGGGACGCGACGAACGAGGACGACGACGACGGGCGCCGGCGGCGCGGGCCGCAGGUGCAGCAGUGCGCGCAGCAGUAG